CGAGGUUGGUGAAAGUCACCCUAAAGCGGGCAUUCCGGAUAUAGUGGAGAUCAAGAAAACCGGCAGAGGAAAAAUUAUGAUAACUGUUAUGACUGCCACAGGUGCUAAUAGACUAGUUGAAAAUUCAAUUUUUGCCAAACACAACCUUAAAGCAUUUAUCCCUGCUUUUAAAGUUCUUCGAACAGGGCUGAUCCAGGAUGUUCCUCAACAAUUUGAUUUGGAUACAAUCAAAGAAGGUCUUGAGUCUCCCAGAGCUAAAAUAUUAAACAUCCAAAGACUAAACAGAAAAAUCACCAUCGACAACAAAACAAAAUACGUUCCAUCCAGGACCAUUAGGAUUAAAUUCGCCGGACAGAUUUUGCCAAAGGAGGUGCAGCGGGUCUUGACAGGGAAUUGCAAUCCUAUGCAGACGCAACUAGAACACAAAGACAACCUCAACCUCCCAGGAAUUCACGUGCCGCUCCAAGGAAAGGAGCUUUUCCAGAGGAAUUUGUACGUUCGUCUAAUCGGCACAGGAGCCAUCUCAACCCUCAUCAACAGAGAUAUGACGAAAUAG
Molecule: messenger RNA, 556 nt
Organism: Cyphomyrmex costatus
Lineage: Eukaryota; Metazoa; Arthropoda; Insecta; Hymenoptera; Formicidae
Exons: 2
Coding region: 77-556 (159 amino acids)
Source: RefSeq, a predicted model, not a curated record